Molecule: messenger RNA, 348 nt
Organism: Alnus glutinosa
Lineage: Eukaryota; Viridiplantae; Streptophyta; Magnoliopsida; Fagales; Betulaceae
Product: auxin-responsive protein SAUR72-like
Exons: 2
Coding region: 1-348 (115 amino acids)
Biological process (GO): response to auxin
Source: RefSeq, a predicted model, not a curated record
AUGGGAGUGAGGGGCAGUAAGUUGAGCGAAUUGAUUGGAAGUGGAGGAAGAGGAAGAGUCAAGCGCCUGGCCCCUGCCCCUAGAGGGUAUGUCCCUGUAUCUGUUGGUGUGAACAAUGAUACCUGCCGGCGAUUUAUGGUUCACACGACGACGCUGACAGAUGCAGAUUUCUUGGAGUUGCUCUGCCGGUCAGCGGAAGAAUAUGGCUUCUGCAAUGAAGGAGUUUUGAGGAUUCCCUACGAAGCUAAGGACUUUGAGGAGAGGAUGAUGAGAAGUACUGUAAUGGUGAUCAACAGAGCAGUGCCUCUUGCUUCUGGGCUUUUUCUUAGAAUAAGAUUGGCCAUUUAG